AUGGAGAGCUACCAAGCAAUGAUUUCCAACGCUCUGCUUGCAAAGGCUACGGGUCAGGCACUGGAGCAGGCUUCGGCCAAGUUCGGUCAGGCCGCUGCCAACAAACCCCAGGAUGCUAAGCCUCGUCUGAUGUUGAUGGGUCUUCGCCGGUACGGUGUCCUCCUGAGCGGCAAGUCUUCCAUUGCCAGCGUUGUUUUCCACAAGAUGCCGCCCAAUGAGACACUGUUUCUGGAGUCUACUACCCGAAUCCAGAAAGAUUCAAUUCACUCGUUCAUGGACUUCCAGGUCUGGGAUUUCCCCGGUCAGCUGGAGUACCUUGAGCCGUCUUUCGAUCUGGAAAAUAUUUUCGGAAGCCUGGGAGCCCUUGUCUGGGUUAUUGAUGCUCAGGAUGACUACAUGGACUCGGUGGCACGUCUGAACCGCACAAUCCUGACCGUCCAGCAGUACUACCCCAACAUCAACAUUGAAGUGUUCAUCCACAAGGUCGAUGGACUUUCCGAGGAGUACCGCACCGAUACCUUCCAGGAUAUUGUCCAACUCAUCUCGGACGAGCUGAGUGAUGCUGGAUACGAAAAUGCCCCGGUUCACUACUAUCUGACUUCGAUCUACGAUUACUCUGUUUUCGAGGCGUUUAGUAAAGUUAUCCAGAAACUGAUCCCUAACCUUUCCACCCUGGAAAACCUGAUCAACACUCUUGGCAACAACUGCGGCUUUGAAAAGACUUAUCUCUUUGACGUUCUGAGCAAGAUCUACAUUGCCUCCGACACCCGUCCUGUGGAUAUGUCCUGCUACGAGAUGUGCUCGGACUACAUUGACGUGAUCGUGGAUAUUUCUGAGCUUUACUCGUGGGAUCACCCCGACCGCAAGCCCAAGGGAGACCAGAACCAGGAAGCGGAAAGCCACGUUGUUCUGCAUGAUGAGACUAUGAUCCAUCUGAUGGAAAUGAACAAAUAUCUUUGCCUCGUCUCUGUUAUUCGCAACCCUGAAUCCAAGGAUAAGAAGGGACUCAUUGACAUGAACUGCCGUACCUUCCAGGAGGCUCUUAACGACGUGUUCUCUCGCAGCUGGGAAGAGGAACAGGCUCAGGGAGAGGCAGUCGAGCGCACUGAGCGCGGAGCGGGCCACUAA
Molecule: messenger RNA, 1128 nt
Organism: Aspergillus heteromorphus CBS 117.55
Lineage: Eukaryota; Fungi; Ascomycota; Eurotiomycetes; Eurotiales; Aspergillaceae
Product: GTR/RAG family Ras-related GTP-binding protein
Exons: 6
Coding region: 1-1128 (375 amino acids)
Biological process (GO): regulation of autophagy; positive regulation of TOR signaling; cellular response to amino acid stimulus
Cellular component (GO): Gtr1-Gtr2 GTPase complex; nucleus; fungal-type vacuole membrane
Molecular function (GO): GTPase activity; GTP binding
Source: RefSeq, a predicted model, not a curated record